GGCGGGCAGGGGCGUGAUGUCACGGCAGGGAGGGGGCGCGGGAGCUGCCGGGAGGGCGGGAGGCGGGGGAGGUGUUUUCCAGCUUUAAAAAGGCAGGAGGCAGAGCGCGGCCCUGCGUCAGAGAGAGACUAAGAGACUCCGAACUUCCCGGCAGCGGCACCGCGCGGGUCGCAGCGGCCGGGCAGGGUACAGGGGCGCGGGCGCACCCCUCCGAGGCCCCGCCACCCGCUCGGGUCCCAAGGCCGCAAGCCGGCCUUGCCACGCGCGCACACGCCCCUCAAUGACAUUUCCCCGGGGCGUGCGGUACUGAGCCGGGCCGGGCGCGUGUCCGCCGGGCAGAGGUCCGACUUCCCGGGGACCGAGCCCGGACCGCGGCUUGGGGCGCCGGCUCCUGCGCCGCCGGCCGCUCCUCGGCCGCUCCUCCUCCUCCGCCGCCGCCGCCGCCGCCGCGUGGAUGCCAAGUACCAGUUUUCCAGUCCCUUCCAAGUUUCCACUCGGCCCUCCGGCUGCCGCCCUCGGGAGCGGAGAAACUUUGGGGCCCGCGCCGCCCGCCGGGGGCACCAUGAAGUCGGCAGAGGAAGAACACUACAGCUAUGUGUCCUCCGGCAUCAGCUCUGCCCCACCACUCCCGACAGCACACCCCUCCCUGCCAGCCCCGUGCCACAACCUGCAGACCUCCACCCCGGGCAUGUCAGCUGUCCCUGCAGCGAGUCACCCUGUUGGCUAUGGGGCAGCCGUGGACAGUGGGUCCUCGGGGUACUUCCUCUCUUCUGGCAGCAUCAGGCCCGAUGGGGCCCCAGCCUUGGAGAGCCCUCGCAUCGAGAUCACCUCGUACCUGGGUCUGCACCACAACAGCAGCCAGUUUUUCCACAACGUGGAGGUGGAGGAUGUUAUCCCCAGCUCUAAGCGGUCGCCUUCCACGGCCACUCUGAGCCUGCCCGGCCUGGAGGCCUACCGCGACCCCUCAUGCCUCAGCCCAGCCAGCAGUCUGUCCUCACGCAGCUGCAACUCUGAGGCCUCCUCCUACGAGUCCAACUACUCCUACCCCUACGCGUCCCCCCAGACCUCCCCAUGGCAGUCUCCUUGCGUGUCCCCCAAGACCACGGACCCUGAGGAGGGCUUUCCCCGCGGCCUGGGGGCCUGCACCCUGCUGGGGUCCCCAAGACACUCCCCAUCCACCUCGCCCCGUGAGAGCAUCACAGAGGAGAGCUGGCUGGGUGCCCGCGGCUCAAGGCCAGCGUCCCCCUGCAACAAGCGGAAAUACAGCCUCAAUGGCCGGCAGGCCCCCUGCUCACCCCACCACUCGCCCACGCCGUCCCCACAUGGCUCCCCACGGGUCAGUGUGACAGAGGACACGUGGCUGAGUAACACCACCCAGUACACCAGCUCCGCCAUCGUGGCAGCCAUCAACGCCCUAACUACCGACAGCAGCCUGGACCUGGGCGACGGUGUGCCGGUCAAGUCUCGCAAGACUGGCCUGGAGCACUCACCCUCAGUGGCGCUCAAGAUAGAGCCAGCUGGGGAGGACCUGGGCACCACCCCACCCAUGUCCGACUUCCCGCCCGAGGACUUCCCCGCCUUCCAGCACAUCCGGAAGGCCUCCUUCUGUGACCAGUACCUGUCGGUGCCGCAGCACCCCUACCAGUGGGCCAAGCCCAAGGCUCUGACCCCCACGUCCUAUGUGAGCCCAUCUCUGCCGGCCCUCGACUGGCAGCUGCCGUCCCAUUCGGGCCCCUACGAGCUUCGGAUCGAGGUGCAGCCCAAGUCCCACCACAGAGCCCACUACGAGACGGAGGGCAGCCGGGGGGCUGUGAAGGCAUCGGCUGGAGGACACCCAGUGGUGCAGCUGCACGGCUACUUGGAGAAUGAGCCGCUCACGCUCCAGCUGUUCAUCGGGACGGCAGACGACCGCCUGCUGCGGCCACACGCCUUCUACCAGGUCCACCGGAUCACGGGGAAGACCGUGUCCACCACCAGCCAUGAGGCCAUCCUCUCCAACACCAAGGUCCUGGAGGUCCCGCUUCUGCCGGAGAACAACAUGCGCGCCAUCAUUGACUGUGCUGGAAUUCUGAAACUCAGAAACUCCGACAUUGAACUUCGGAAAGGAGAGACAGACAUCGGGAGAAAGAACACCAGAGUGAGGCUGGUCUUCCGGGUCCACAUCCCACAGCCCAAUGGCAGGACUCUGUCUCUCCAGGUUGCCUCAAACCCAAUCGAAUGCUCCCAGCGCUCGGCCCAGGAGCUGCCCCUGGUGGAAAAGCAGAGCGUGGACAGCUACCCGGUCGUGGGCGGGAAGAAGAUGAUCCUGUCUGGCCACAACUUCCUGCAGGACUCCAAGGUCGUUUUUGUGGAGAAAGCGCCAGAUGGCCACCACGUCUGGGAGAUGGAAGCAAAAACGGAUCGAGACCUGUGUAAGCCAAAUUCUUUGGUGGUUGAGAUCCCACCAUUCCGCAAUCAGAGGGUCGCUGGCCCCGUCCAAGUCAGUUUCUACGUGUGCAACGGGAAGAGGAAGAGGAGCCAGUACCAACCGUUCACCUACCUUCCCGCCAAUGUUCCAGUUAUAAAAACAGAGCCGUCUGAUGAUUACGAACCUGUGGCAGCCUGUGGACCAGUGAGCCAGGGGUUAAGUCCUCUGCCAAGGCCCUACUAUGGCCAGCAGCUCACAGUGCCGCCUGACCCCACCUCCUGUCUCGUGGCCGGCUUCCCUCUCUGUCCACAGAGAGGCACCGUAGUGCCCACACCUCCUAGCACAAGCCCAGAGCUCCAUGACCUUUCUUCCGCCACCUACACCAAGGGCAUCACCAGCCCAGGUCACUGUCACCUCGGACUUCCGCAGCCAGCUGGAGAGGUCCCCACUGCCCAGGACGUGCCAAGACCUAUGGCCGGGCACCCAGGCUCACCCGAGCAGCCGCCCCCCACCAUGCUGCAGCCGCAGGUGAGUCCCCAUCUGGGCAGUAGCUGCCCCUUGGGUCAGCAGCACACGUUCUGCCCGGACAGCCCCUCCUCCCCACCUCCGCCCACCACCCAAGAGCCAACCUGCUUGCAGCCCUGCAGCCCAGCGCACCCGCCCGCGAUGGGCCGCCAGCAGCUCCCGCUGCCGAAGGUUCACAGGAACGAGUCUUCAACCACCGGGUCACAGUCCCUGCCAGAGGUGCGUGAGGACAGUGGUGGUAACUUGGCCCUUAUUCCUGUAAUGGUCAAGCGAGAACCUGGAGAGCUGGACCAGUUGUACCUGGAUGACGUAAAUGAAAUAAUACGGAAUGACCUCUCCAGCACAGACACCCAUUCCUAGUUUGUCAUGUUGGCACUUGCUCAGUUCCAUGGGAAAGUUGAGCUUCGGCAGAGACUUUUGGCUAAAUAAACUGGACACACACCUGGCACCCCUCAGAGCUUCCAACUUAAUGCCGGGAGCUAGAGAUUAGAACUGUAUGUACAAAGAAGCAGCUCUCUAACAGAAGGAAGGAGGGAGGAGGAAGGAAGACCCCUGCGUCUCCAGAAGGAAGUCAUCUUAAGAAAACCAGAGGGAGGCAGGCGGGCAUGAGCACAGAUGGCCAGCGGAGUGGGCACCUAUCCCAGGUGUCCUGACACGGUCUGAGCCCAGGCCGCCCUCCUGGCACCCUGGGGGCAACACUGGAGGUGCCUUACUAACCAGACCAUCAGGGCAUCGUGGGAGUGAACAUUGAAUUUGCUACCAUGGGAGUAUUUGUAGGAGCAGAAGCUAUCAAACAUUUUAAUUGUGAAGUGUACCAUUUGUAUGAAUUAAGAGAAUACUGUCAAGCUAAGGGUUGUGAGAGAAAACUGAUGAGUUUCUUAAUUUCUCAACUUUUCCUGGACUGUAACAUGCAAUCUUGCGCCUUAACCAGUGAGUGAAUUUUGGAAAUCUUCCGACCUGUCAUCUCAGCUUUUUAAUAAUAUAUUUUGUUCCUCAGACUAUAGGACUGUUAAUAGUAGCAUGCUGUGAUCUUUGUUUUUAAUCUGGCUUUGAACAUAGCACAAGUAAAUUGAAUAGCACAAGCUGGAUUACUGGACAAACAAAUCUACCUGUUACAGGAUAGGUCUUGCAUUUGCACGUGUGUACAUAUGUAGCAUGUAUUUAUGUAUAAAUAAUGAAUGACAGAGAUGGUAGUGAUCAUUCUUCUCCCUGCAAGGGCUUCCACAUUAGCAAUAACCAGUAUCCAUUCUGGAAAGUGCAUCAAAGACCCCACACCUGGCUUCCUAGAUCCCUGCUUUUGGGAAUGUUACCCUCCGACAGACAGCUGUCACAUGCCCUCGCUUGCACUCAAAGGAGCGCUUCAGAAAGCCGGGAGAGGAACGUUCAGAACAGCUGAAGCAAGACUGGGAACUGACUGUAUGUAACGCUACAUGAGGAGUGUAAUAUAUUUUUUGAAUUACAGGAUUAUUUCACAGAAGCCUUAUAGCUCUCUGCUUCAUCUAAGAAAACAAUUACCAAAAACAAUGUUUUAAUAUGCAGCAAUGUAUAGUAUGUUUUCAGGUUAGUUGCUGUUAAUAGAUAGGUUAGUUUAGGCUUUACUAUUGCAUUUUGUACAAUUAACUGCUUAUUACACACUAUGACUAGCAGUGACUUAUUGUCUCAUAUAACCAAAAAGCAUGGUUUAAUUAAGACACGUUAACCUAACCCAGUGAUCGUGCCUUAGGAAGUAAUGCCCCCUGGUGGGAUGUGCCCGAGCCACACCUGCCAGUGGAGAUUGUAAGUUUCUGAGUCCUUGGCCGCAGUGUCCUGGUGGAGAAAGCACUCAUGCAGGAAGAAUUGUCCUCAAAAUAGUCUUCUGUAUGAUUAUGUCUUACUUUUUUAACUCACAGAAAGAAACAAAACCUGAAAGCCAUAUCUGUAACAUUUGCACAUGACUGCAGAGCUGAAGGCGUGUAGUUGCGUGUACAUAAGCCCCAUUGUGUACCCUGUAUUUAGUGUUGUAGGAGGAGUUGCAUGGAACAUUUCUUAGUAGCUGUCAUAUGGAAAGGAAAUGUUGGAUAUUUGUGUCAGCUAUCUUUGUAGUUAGAAAACAGAUCCAAUAAAGUACUUUUUUG
This is a messenger RNA of Nycticebus coucang (slow loris), 5046 nucleotides long. It is a transcript of the gene NFATC1, whose product is annotated as nuclear factor of activated T cells 1. Gene Ontology annotation, cellular component: transcription regulator complex. Gene Ontology annotation, molecular function: transcription factor binding; DNA-binding transcription factor activity, RNA polymerase II-specific; RNA polymerase II cis-regulatory region sequence-specific DNA binding. NCBI's taxonomy places the organism in Eukaryota, Metazoa, Chordata, Mammalia, Primates, Lorisidae. The transcript has 10 exons. Gene Ontology annotation, biological process: calcineurin-NFAT signaling cascade; cytokine production; regulation of transcription by RNA polymerase II. Bases 455 to 3292 code for a protein of 945 amino acids. The record is from RefSeq and is a predicted model, not a curated record.